Molecule: messenger RNA, 1119 nt
Organism: Rodentolepis nana
Lineage: Eukaryota; Metazoa; Platyhelminthes; Cestoda; Cyclophyllidea; Hymenolepididae
Source: the annotation of a GenBank genome assembly
AUGACUACGUGGAAUGAAAAGUUUGUUGUCAGUGAAUAUCUCGGAAGAGGCGCUUUUACAAUAGUUUUCGAUGUUAAAAGCACAUGUGGUGCGGAUAAAGGCGAACAUUAUGCACUGAAACGAUUCCUUCUCAAAGAACCAAAUGCCGUUCGAAAUUCUCUUCGGGAACUUAAAAUCCUGCAACGUAUUGCAAAUGAAAAGCCAGAUUGUAAACAAUUGGCUUCUAUGCACUACAGUUUUAUUCACAGUGGUUCGCCCUGUAUUGUCAUGAAACUUUUAUCAAGGCAUACGCUACUUAAUCUAUUAAGCAAUGUCUUCUAUCUUACAGAGUAUGAUGUGGUAUUUUACGCUGCAGAAAUACUACAUGGAUUAGAUCAACUUCACUCAAUGAACAUCGUGCAUAUGGACAUAAGGCAAAAAAACAUUAUUUUCACCGAGUCGGGUCAUUUAGUGAUAUCCGAUUUUGACCGUGCGAUCGAUCUCUCCGCUGAACAGCCUUACGACAACUUAAGGUUCAUACUGCUUCCCCAUGAUCGAGCUCCAGAAAUCAAAUCAAACUUUCGCAUUACAACACAAGCCGAUAUUUGGAGUUUUGGUAUCGUUCUAGAAGAAAUGGUCAAUGCUAUGUUAAAUCCCUCGCCUUCUCUUAAAAACUUAAUUGACAGGUGCUUAAUCAAAUGUUACUACAAAAGGUUUAGUGCUGAGCGGCUUAAAAGGCAUCAGGUAUUCAAAUGUAUUAAAUGGGAUUGUAUUGCCGCCUGGAGUUAUCCACCCCCAUUAUUGCCUUCUUCCCUACCCUAUGAGUUUGGCGAUGAAGUAGAACAACUGAAGGAAUUUCUAAAAUAUGAUGCAGCAAUAGAUAGUACACCAGAAUUAAGAGAGAAACCUAUUGAAGUCCAAAAUCAAGCAUUUUUGACUGAAUGUGCAUUUGGGCAGAGUAUGCCUUGUAUUAGUAGAAAGCAAAUGAUUCAUCUAAAUGAAGAUGGAACUGAGCUUAAAGGUGUAGCGAUAUUUGCAAAUUCCGAUUUCAAUCGAGAAGAAAGUAAACAAUAUGUAACCUACUUUAAAGAAUAUCAGUCUACAAAUCCUAUAGUUAAAACUGAAGAAACAGAAACCUAA